Pseudozyma flocculosa PF-1 is the source of this 2034-nucleotide messenger RNA. RefSeq lists its product as uncharacterized. Gene Ontology annotation, molecular function: transmembrane transporter activity. The record is from RefSeq and is a predicted model, not a curated record. The transcript has 2 exons. The coding region runs from base 1 to 2034 and encodes 677 amino acids. NCBI's taxonomy places the organism in Eukaryota, Fungi, Basidiomycota, Ustilaginomycetes, Ustilaginales, Ustilaginaceae. Gene Ontology annotation, biological process: transmembrane transport.
AUGACAUUCGCAUCAUCCGCCGCGCCACCGCAGCACCAACAGCACAACCACACCGGCACCGGCACCGGCACCGGCACCGAUGACGACCCGCCCGCCAUCGAGGUCGCCGCCGGCACCUCGGAAUUCACCCCUGUCCGCCCUGCCGACACGCCUCAGCAUGCCACGAUUGCCUCAACGCCACGCUCUAUAGAUGGCAGCACUGGCUCCGACGACGACGACGGCCCCAAAGACAUCGAAAAGCGAUCCCACCACGAUGGAAAGCUCACACCAACAUCCUUGGCCGGCGUUCCGCCCGCCACAUCGACCACCAGCCCAGGCGCCGCGCCCGGCGACGGCACAAAGAAGCCGCACUGGCUCCAGCAGGACGAGGUGCUGCUGCCAAAGAACAACAUGUUCCUCGUCAUGCCCGCCCUCAUGCUCGUCGUCUUCCUCGCAGCCCUCGACCAGACCAUCGUAUCGACCGCCCUCCCCGCCAUCUCUGAACGCCUCCACGGCUCCGCAGGCGCCUACUCGUGGGUCGGCAGCGCCUACCUCCUCUGCUCCACCGCCAUGAUCCCCCUCUACGGCCGCCUCUCGGACCUCACCGGUCGCAAGCCCCUCCUAUUCGGCGCCAUCUUUGUCUUCCUCGCCGGCUCCGCCAUCUGCGGCGCCGCCCAGUCCAUGAUCAUGCUCUGCAUCGCGCGCGGCGUCCAGGGCGUCGGCGGCGGCGGCAUCAUAUCGCUCUCCAACAUCAUCAUCGGCGACAUUGUCAGCCUCGAGGACCGCGGCAAAUACAGCGGCUGGAUCGGCGCCGUCUGGGGCAUCGCCUCGGUCAUCGGGCCCCUCCUCGGCGGCGCCUUCACCGUCGCAGCGGCCGGCGGCUGGCGUUGGUGUUUCUUUGUCAAUUUGCCCAUCGGCGGCAUCGCCUUUGCGCUCCUCUUCUUCUCGUUGCACCUCAACCCGCGCCCCAAGAAGUCGGUGCGCCAGAUGUGCGGCGAGUUUGACUUUGUCGGCCUGCUCUCGGUCAUCACGGGCGUCGUCCUGAUCCUCGUCGGCUUCAACUCUGCCGAGACCAAGGGCUGGGGCGAGGCCGAGACGAUUGCGCUGCUCGUCGUCGGCUUCGUCGUCCUGCUCCUCUUUAUGGCCUGGGAGUUCCGCACCACGCGCAAGCCCAUCGUGCCCCCGCGCCUGGUCAAGACGCGCACCACGGGCCUCAUCCUCGUCUCGGUCGCCCUCCACUCGCUGCCCUUUUUCGGCGCGACCUACUACCUGCCCGUCUACUUCCAAGCAGUGUUUGGCGCAUCGGCCCUCAUGUCGGGCAUCUACAUGCUGCCCUUUUCCCUCGUCAGCUCCCUCAUGUCGAGCGUGACGGGCAUCGUCAUUACGCGCACGCGCUCCUACCGGCCGGCGCUCUGGUUCGGCUGGACGGUCAUGGUCAUCGGCUACGGCCUCAUGACGACGCUCGACGCCCAGUCGUCGCAGACGCCCCUGGUGGGUCUGAUGGCGGCCAUGCCGCACGGCGACAUGUCGACGACGACGGCGGCCAUGCAGCUCAUCCGCAGCCUGUCCGGUACGAUGGGCAUCGCGAUUUCGGGCGCGCUCUUCAACUCGGAAGCCCAGAAGCGGCUCGAGCGGAUCCCGGACUUUGAUCCGCGCAGCAUCCUCUCGGAGAGCGGCGCGCAGGACCUCACGGGGCUGGUCAAGAUCCAGCCUCCCGAGCUGAGCCGACAGGUCAUCGACGCCUACGCCAAGGGCCUCCAGGUCGUCUGGAUCCUCUUUGCCCCCCUUGCCGGUGCUGGCUUGCUUGCCGUUCUGGGUGUCAAGGGAUACUCGCUACGUCGUAACAUUAAGCGCGGCGAGGAGGAGGCCAAGGUGCCGGCCGAGGGCGAGGGCGAGGGGGAGAAGGUGCAUGAUCCUGAAGCUGGUCUGCGCCACGACGGGGCAGAUGCCAAGGACGAGGACGAGGGCGAGCCUACUUCGCCUGUCACUCCCACAGCGCCGGCAGCGCCGGCAGCGGUAGCGGCACCAAAGUCUACCGAUGCUGUCGAUCGGUGA